Hemibagrus wyckioides is the source of this 1800-nucleotide messenger RNA. RefSeq names its product ubiquitin like 4A (gene ubl4a). The transcript has 4 exons. Lineage: Eukaryota; Metazoa; Chordata; Actinopteri; Siluriformes; Bagridae. Gene Ontology annotation, molecular function: protein binding. The record is from RefSeq and is a predicted model, not a curated record. Bases 108 to 602 code for a protein of 164 amino acids. Gene Ontology annotation, biological process: post-translational protein targeting to endoplasmic reticulum membrane.
GAGUAUAUUUGACGUCACUUCCGCUGGAAGCAGUUCUUAGGAAGCUAACGUUGAAGAAUUUUAUCAUAUAGAUUUUGCUAUUUAUUUUUCCCGAAACAGAUGUCAAGAUGAUCCUCACAGUUAAACCGCUCCAGGGGAAAGAGUGUAACGUUCAGGUUACAGAAAACGAGAAGGUGUCGACGGUGAAGGAACUGGUGUUUGAGCGCUUGAACAUACCGCCACAUCAGCAGCGACUGCUCUACAAAGGAAAAGCCUUGGCAGAUGAAUACAGAUUGAGCGAUUACGCCAUCGGCCCAGAGGCCAAGCUGAACCUGGUGGUGCGGCCGACAGGAGAGAGGAACAGCGGGGCGACGGUCAGCAAUAAUUCCAGUAACAACAGCAGCAGCAGCAACAGUGGGAGCACUGGUAGUGGAGUAUGGCAGUUACUGUCCACCGUCCUAGCCAAACAUUUCAGUCCUGCAGAUGCAGCCAAAGUCCAGGAACAGCUCAUUAAGGAUUAUGAACGUUCUCUCAGACAGCUCAGCCUAGAUGAUAUCGAGCGCCUGGCUGGACGUCUGCUGCAUCCUGAGGCAGAGGGAAUGGACACGUCAUGCAUGGACUGAGACUAGCUUGUGUGUGUGUGUGUGUGUGUGUGUGUGUGUGUGUGUGUGUGUGUGUGUGUUUGCACACUUAAACAGCAGCAACACAGCAGCCUGAUGCUUGGAUAAAUGUAUUCGAUAAGGACAUUUAGGAGCAAUGGGACUAUAAGACCACUUCAGGUUGACCACACAUGAGCGUGACUCAGCUAAACAAAAAAAAAAAAAAAAAAUGUAACGGAAGAUUCCUUUCCAGUCUUUUGAUCCGUGAUUAAGUGGACAUGAGCUGCACUUUUAUUCGCGACAUAUUUCCUUUUCUUUCUUCUUGCUUUCAGAUGUCCAGCUGUUUUUUCGUGUGUUAAACCUUUUCUGAGUGGGUUGAAUUCAAGACAUUUUAAUUCUCCUUUAGGGGACUGAAGAGAUAAACCUACUGAACAGUAGGAGUUGGUUUAUGCGGGAAGACAAUAUAAUCACAACGCAAAUACAGAUUAAGCCUCGUGCAUGGAAAGAGGCCAUGUUUCAUUUCAGACUGCAUUCGAAUACUGUUUUUAAUUCGCCCUUGCCAACUUCCUGUCGAUAUUUCCUCAUUCCGGGGAAUCCCCGUCACUUUUUUAAUCUUUUAUUCUCAAAGAACGUUUCCUUUACUUCAUCAGACCGUUUGAGGUUUGUUCGAUGACCCAUCGGAGCUUUGACGGAUCGAAUCAAUACAGAAUUUUCAAAACGGAAACCCAAGAUGCAUUGCAGCUGGUUAUUUGUUAGUCAGUAAAAACAAUACUAUACAAUCUGCAUUGCUGCAAUUACUCUAUACCUCACAGUGCAGCUAACUACACUCAGACUCGGGCAGGUCGCCACAGAAAUCUGUCCGACCGCAUCGUUCUCACCGUCGCACGUAUUCCUCCCAAAAUCGGCUUGAAACUCGUGACCGGCUUUUUAAAAACAGUAUUGAAACCCACGUUUCGUUCGACGUGUUUUGUAUGUAUUUAGCACGAAUGACGACCACGUGACGUAAACUUCAUGAUCAUACUUCAGGUUUUCUGUCCAUGUACAGUAUGCUGCUUCACGUUACGUUUGGAAGAAUCUAUUUAUGAUAGUCAAGGAGUUCAGCAUUCAUCACUACUGACCACAAAGUUAGUGCCGGGCCAUGUAUAGGUGAGCACACUGACUUUGUAAAUACUGUUUAUUAUUAUUAUUAUUAUUGUUAUUGUUAUUAAAAAAUGACAGCAUU